GAAAGCGGCGCCGCCCGCUGGUUCGUAGGCGCGGCUGUCGCCUCACGUUCUCCGCCUCCUCUCCUCGGGUUUCCCCUAAAGAAGGCGGGCGACCAGCAUCCGUCCCCACAUAGGGACUCCCCCAUCUCCCACCGCCCGCGCCCCUACGUAGGCCAGGGGCAUCAGCCGCACACAGCGGCCCCGCUGCGGCGCGCAGACUCCGUGUAGCAUCCCUGUCCAGGUCCCCGUUUCUGCCCUGUUGCCCUGUCACCGGAGUGGUGACCGCCUGUCCCGCCGUUCCUCCGCUGCCAGCACCAUGGGCAGUGAGCAGAGCUCCGAGGCCGAGAGCCGACCCAACGAUCUGAACUCCUCAGUGACCCCUUCUCCAGCUAAGCAUAGAGCCAAGAUGGAUGAUAUCGUGGUUGUAGCUCAGGGUUCCCAGGCCUCACGGAACGUCAGCAAUGAUCCUGAUGUCAUCAAGUUGCAAGAGAUUCCAACCUUCCAACCACUUUUGAAAGGGCUACUGAGUGGCCAGACAUCCCCAACAAAUACCAAAUUGGAGAAACUGGAUUCUCAGCAGGUAUUGCAGCUCUGCCUCCGAUAUCAGGAUCACCUUCAUCAGUGUGCAGAGGCUGUUGCUUUCGAUCAGAAUGCUUUGGUUAAACGAAUCAAGGAGAUGGAUCUGUCAGUAGAAACACUCUUUAGCUUCAUGCAAGAGCGCCAGAAAAGAUACGCCAAAUACGCAGAGCAGAUCCAGAAAGUCAACGAAAUGUCCGCCAUCCUCCGCCGCAUACAGAUGGGCAUAGACCAGACUGUGCCCCUGAUGGAGAGGCUCAACAGCAUGCUGCCGGAGGGCGAGAGGCUAGAGCCCUUUAGCAUGAAGCCGGACCGGGACCUCAAGCUGUAGAGCUGCUUCUCCCCUCCUGGCUGUUGUUCCGUGGGGACAGAGUUUGGGACCGCCCAGACCCUGAGGACAUUUGAAACUAAAGUCAUAUGAUGUGACUUGAAGCUGAUUGAAGGGAUGCAAAGCCUUCCAGGUGGCCUGAAAAAUCUGACUCUGCCCUACCUACCCCUUUCUUUGAUAUUUUUUCCCUUUGCAUAAUGAAUCAAAUCCACUCUCAGUGAUAACUGAAGUUGGAACAGUUGAAUUAUUAGAAAUUCUUUACAGAGCUCUGCAUUGGGAAUUCUUUUUAUUUUGAGAGUGUAUAUUAUCUAGUCUAGUUUGUGGAGUAAAAAUAUGGAGAGAAGGAGAGGAAUAUUUUAAGAAGCCCUGUGUCCUUGAUGCCUUCGGGAAAUUUUACUCAAUAGGCUCUUUGGCUUAUGGGUUGUAAACAUAAAGAACUAAUUUAAUCUA
Pteropus alecto (black flying fox) is the source of this 1333-nucleotide messenger RNA. RefSeq names its product BLOC-1 related complex subunit 5 (gene BORCS5). Lineage: Eukaryota; Metazoa; Chordata; Mammalia; Chiroptera; Pteropodidae. The transcript is spliced from 4 exons. Gene Ontology annotation, biological process: lysosome localization; positive regulation of anterograde synaptic vesicle transport; organelle transport along microtubule. Bases 296 to 886 code for a protein of 196 amino acids. Gene Ontology annotation, cellular component: BORC complex; synaptic vesicle membrane; cytoplasmic side of lysosomal membrane. The record is from RefSeq and is a predicted model, not a curated record.